Messenger RNA from Microstroma glucosiphilum, 3580 nucleotides. RefSeq lists its product as hypothetical. NCBI's taxonomy places the organism in Eukaryota, Fungi, Basidiomycota, Exobasidiomycetes, Microstromatales, Microstromataceae. The transcript has 4 exons. The record is from RefSeq and is a predicted model, not a curated record. Bases 353 to 3361 code for a protein of 1002 amino acids.
CAAUCACCGACUUCGGAGGAGAAUGGGUGGCAGGCAAACCCUCGGUCCAUUCAUCUCGCACUUCCUCUGCAAUCCACCUUGAUCUCCUAUCAUCUCAUCCUACUCAGCAUCCUACCACCAUCAUCACCAACGUCGUCCUCACAACCUCCACCCUCACCACCACCGCCCUCGUCCCUCCAUCCUUUCCGCAUCACCCACAUCACCAUCGCGCAUACACUGCCCUACCCUGCAAAAUCCUUUACACGACGGCGCUUUCUUCACGCAUUGCACGCCUGCCUAGGCACUUCCUCACGCCUACCACACAUCCAGGCUACCCGCAAAGAGACUUGCACACAAAUCACAUCUCACCGCCAUGGUUCUCCUCCGGCGGAAAGAGGUGGAGAUGGUCCCGCCCCCCGAUCCAUCCGAGUUCGAGCCGGGAGAGGAUCCAGAAGUUUGGUACAUGGCAUCCACUGGCGAGAUCUUCCUCGACUACGAAACAUAUGCCCAGCGCCUCUCGUUCUACAAUCAGCAAGUUUUCCAGGAUGAGCUGACAGGCAAGCUCAACCUCACCUUCUUUCAGGCCAUCCACUCCGAGAGGGAAGAGGCAAUGAAGCUCCACCAGAGAUUCCCAGAGUCGCUCAAGGGGCCCGUGCUUAGCGCCGUGCAGUUCCAUAUCACCGGUAGACUGGAUGAGCUCAUCGAUGUCGUAUUCGACCGCUUCAAGGAGAGGUACUUCACCGACGAGGCAGUCUUUGUUGACUUGCAAGGAGACAAAUACUAUGCACGCGUAAUGGAUAUAUUCCCACCUCGAUCUCUCAUGCGACACCACGUCCAGCUGGCAGAGAAGACAAGCGCUAAGAUUGGCAUCGUACAAGCACCACCCCUUGCCCAAAAUAUUGUACACAAAGUAGGCAUUGACUUGUACACGGAUGCUGAAAGCGCAGCCACAAUAGAUGAUCCAGGAGACUACAUCUACAGCGUCCAACUCAUCGAUGAAGGAGGUCAAUUUACCGGCAGUCUCAUGGAGGCGCGUAGCAAACAGCUCAGCCGCGACCGUCUGACUUUCUCCAAGACGAUUCUCAAGAAGUACUUGCGCGAAGCCGUGGUUCGCGAUAGUACAGUAGCCAGCCCGUGGAUUGUCAAGCCCGCUCUUGCAAAGCGAUACGGCAUUCCUACUGCGCCUAAUCAAGCGACUCUACAGAAAAAUAGCGUCAUCAAGGACCAGAAGCUCUCCAAGCGGAGGGCAGCAUUCAACGAAGAACUGGCCAAGCGCAAGAAAGUAGACGAAGAUGUCACGCCUUCCGCACCCGUACUGAAAAAGCGCAAGACCAAGGCGGAGAAGGAAGCAGAUACCAAAAAGGAAGAAAGCGAGGCAGAAGAAGAGCAACCCAAGGAAAAGAAGAAGCCCAUCAAGUUCCCAAUUGAAGAUCUCGAGGUCGAUCCCGCCUCGGAGCGCGAGCUCAAGGCAAAGAUCGCCGGCGAGGAGCCGAGGAGACGCGAUCGGCCGGCUCCUUCCAAGGAGCUCGGCAUCUCUCUCACCAUCUUUGAGCCUCUCAUGGUGACCUAUCACUUCCUGCAUGCCUUUGGCAAACCUCUGAUGCUCGCCCCUUUCACACUAGACGACUACGAAGCCGCACUACAGCACAACACAUCUGAUCCAUGCCCGCUCGUCACAGAGAUCCAUGCUUCACUAAUCAACAUCAUCGUUCGAGACGGCCCUGGAAUCGCAAAGGACGGGUCUACAGCGGCUACGACUUCCAAGGGCGGACAGACCAAUGGACGAGCUAGCAAAGACAGAAGCCUGUCUCCAGAAGAGGAAGAUGAGGACGAAGAGAGCGGCGAUGAGCUGGAAGACUCCAGAGAGGGCUCUGCCGAGUCGGACGAGGAAGAGGAGGACGAGCAGAAUGCCGAUGACUCGGAUGUGCAAGAGUCAGAGUCAGAAGUCAUCAAGACCGCCAUCAGUGCAGGACGAGGCUGGGAUAAGAAGACGCUGAAGCUGGAAGACGGCAGAGCUGGCUGGGAGAACUCUCUGUUGGGUCUGCUAGCGAAGCGGGCCCAGCCUGAUCUGAUGCCAAGGAUGAUGGGCAUUCUGUCACACCUGACAGGCAAGGAACAUCCAGACGGCCUAAUCGACGGAGUCUUUGUUGGUGAGACCUACUUCACAGCCAAGGAGCGCCUGCCUGUCAUGCCCGUGACGGACAAGCUGGCCGUCAUCCACUUCCUCUGCGAUCUGGCAGUCAUGACAAAGGCGAUCAAGAACUUCUUUGACGAAUGUGAGGCUACGCUCACCGAGUUGAGAAAGGAGAGAGUUGAGCUUAGUCGACAGAGAAAGAAGCUCAUCGAGGAACGCAAUGCGGAAGAGAAGCGCCAGGAGGCGGAAGCAAAUGGCGAGAAUGGCACAGGGGAGCAGGCUGGCGAAGCGGGUGGUGCUGGCUCGAAGACGUCGUCAACGAGCGACAUGACGCCCCCUCCUGAGGAUGGGGAGGAUGGAGACGAAGAUGAGGAGGAAGAAGAUGAGUUGCAGACCUCUCCCGAACCUGAGGACAACGCAGCUUCGGAUGCUGAGUCCGUUGCAGCAUCAGCAAGCAACUCGCGCCGCGCUCUUCCAUCUCGCCAAGAGGCUCUGCGGGAGAAGACGCUUCAACGCAAGGCUGAGGAAGCUGCCAGGCAGGCAGAGCGCGCUCGGAUGCUCCAAGAGCAAAAGGCCAAGAAUGCCGAGAGCAAGCGGUUGCUAGCCGAGCGGAUUCGCAUGGAGAGCGAAGAGGAGCGGAUAAGCGCUCGAGAGGAGGCCAUCGAUCUCGAAUUCAGACGCUGCUUCCUUGCCCCUCGCCUGCGGCCCCUCGGCAAAGAUCGCUUCCACGACAAGUACUGGUGGUUCGACGGCAUUGGCGCUCAAGAUCUCGGUAUGCCCGGUCGGGUCCAUUACGGCGCUGGAAGGCUGUUCGUGCAGGGAUGCAGCGAUGAAGAUUGGAGAGCCAUGUGUGAGGGAAGGAAGGAGAAGAACGUCAUCAAGAGGAGGGAGAUUGAACAUGGUGACGUGGUGCUCGAGAAGGAGCAAUGGGCCGUGUAUGAUCAGCCAGACCAGAUCGACCAACUCAUCGCCUGGCUGCGCAACAAGGGCAACCGUGAAUACGCCUUGAAGCGCUCCUUGGGAACCUUUCGCAACUAUCUCCAACCAGGAAUGCAAAGGCGUCUCGACGACCUUGCCGGCGCCUGGAAACACGAUGGUUCUCACGGCCAUGGUGGUGCAGGCGCUGGUAAUGCUCAGUAUGAGACCAGGAGGAGUUCGAGAAAGACGGGAAGCGGGACGACAGGUUCGGCAGAGACGUUGCCGGAACACAAGUAUCUGACUUGGAGUAAUACACUUGCUAGCAAGUAGAUCAAGUAGGUCAGGCAAGCAGGCAGGCAGGGCUUACAAAAAGGCUACAGCGGCAUGGAAAAGUGGAAAGUGGAAACUUUGAAGGGAAAAGAAGAGAGAGACGUGCGCGGGGCAUAGUCCAACCCUGCCUAUUUGUACUGUAUAUAUAGAUAGUCAUACACUGUAUCGUCCAAUUGUGUCAAUUCGUAGACGUCAGUCAGCAGUCAGCAGUCAGCAGUC